AUGAAUUCGAACGAAGUAUUGAAAGGCCAGCGAGCGCUGGUCACCGGUGGCAGCAGCGGCAUCGGCCGGGCGAUCGCCGAGGCCUUGAUCGCCCAGGGCGCCUCGGUGAUGGUGACCUCGCGCAACGAGCGCCGCUUGACGACCGCGGCCGAGGAUCUCGGCUGUGAGUACGUUGCUGGCGAUGUCGGCGCACCAGAAGACGCCGAGCGCAUCGUCGAAACGACCGCCGAGAAGCUCGGCGGCCUCGACAUCUUGAUCAACAACGCUGGCUUCGGCACCUUUGCACCGCUGCUAGCUACCGAGCUGGAAGACUUCGAAGCGGUGCUGCAGACCAAUGUGAUCGGCGCAUUCUUGAUGGGCAAGGUCUGCGCCGGUCGCUUCGUUGACCAGGGCUCGGGGGCGAUCGUCAACAUCGCUUCGACCGCCGCCACCAAAGGCUUCCAGGGCGGCACAGCGUAUGCCGCUUCGAAGUUCGCCCUACGUGGCAUGACCGAGUGCUGGCGCGAAGAGCUCCGCCGCUACGACGUGCGGGUCCACCUGAUCAACCCCAGCGAGGUGAUUACCGACUUCGCCCAGGUCGCCGGCUACGACCAAGAGGUCAACGACAAGAAGCUUCGCCCCGAGGACAUCGCCCACGCCGUGGUCGCGGUGUUGAGCAUGAACCCGCGCGGGUUCAUACCGGAGCUAGGAGUGUUCGCCACCAAUCCGUUCUGA
Molecule: messenger RNA, 714 nt
Organism: Nerophis lumbriciformis (worm pipefish)
Lineage: Eukaryota; Metazoa; Chordata; Actinopteri; Syngnathiformes; Syngnathidae
Source: RefSeq, a predicted model, not a curated record